CGAGCGCCGCGAGUGCACGCGUCCGCCGUGCGUGUGCUGUCGACGCGCCGAGCCGCCGCCAGUGGAUGCGUCAGGAGUGACAUGGGCCGGAGGGCGGGAGCGUCGCUCGGCGUGUGACCACUGGCCGGGAGCAGGUGCCCGUGAUGGCCCGAAUCUGGGACUGGCUGCUGGCGUUGCUCGGAGUAACGUUCCUGUGCGCGAGCGCGUCCGCCACCAAGAACUACUACAUCCAUUGGAAUACGUCGAACCCCAUAUUCCAGAUCAGCAAUACAGAUCACAUCAUCGACGUGAAUAAAGGGAACAACUUGUUCGAGUACGAUCAAGUGACCAUCAUUUGCCCCAGCUACAACGAGUGGACUAGGGAGGAGGACACCGAGAAAUACAUCAUCUAUAACGUCUCCAAGGAGGAGUACGACACGUGCCGUAUCACUAACCCCAACCCGCGCAUCAUCGCCGUCUGCGACAAGCCGUACAAGCUGAUGUUCUUCACCAUCACGUUCCGGUCGUUCACACCGCAGCCGGGCGGCCUGGAGUUCAGGCCCGGGCAGGACUACUUCUUUAUCUCGCGGUUCAUCGGAAAGAACGCGACAUCCGCCCGGGGCGACAUGCUGCGUCGCAUCGGCGGUCGCUGCUCCACGCACAACAUGAAGGUUGUCUUCAAGGUGUGCUGCAACGAGACGGAGCAGAACCACAUCGUCGACCACGGCACCGGUGCUCUGCCCGGGCCGGGGCCGCAGCAGCCGCUGCCGGCCGACGAGGCGGCGUCGACCGCGACGCCCGACUGGCUGUCGGCGCGGACGACGGCGGUCAGCACGGCGCGCCCGACCACGCGCCACUCGUACAAGGGCACGCACGACCUGUACGGCCUGCACGUGCCUUCCAUCAACGUCAAGGCCACCACUAAAAAGACAGACGAGUUCGACAAAAACAAACACCCGAACGACGGUGUGGCGAAAAAGGGAGGACUUAAGUCGGCGGCUGGGAGCUUGGACUCAUGCGCAGCGCUAGCCGUCAGCAUAGGUCUCCUGUUACUGAGGCUGGUGCCCGGCUGAGUCGCCGACGACGCCAAUAGCCUGUGUAAAUGCGUGUACAGGCGUGCGUGAGCGAGUGAGUGUGGACGCGCUGCAGUGCUGCCAUCGUGGGACAGCUUACGGAAGCUGUGGUUGCGGACACGUUGUCGUGGCGCCUCCAGCGGCUGGGCGGUCGCCGCGUGAAGCUUUACUUUGUGAUUGAGGAUCGGGCUUGAUUGAAGAUUGAAAUUGACGGAUGAUUUUGUGAUGGAAGAUAUUUUGCUGGCCAUGUGUAUGAGGGCCAUUGUGAUACGUUGUACUUGUAUUGUCCUAUCUUGAAUGUUAAAUGAUGAUAAUAGCCUUCCUGCCGCCAGACAUAUUGUAAACCAUGUGGAUAAGUCAGAGCGACGGUAGAUGCUAGUAUUAUCCUACAAGCGGCAAAUCCUGAUUCUCUCUUCUGUGGUGUGUUCACGCUGAGGCACCGCCUCCCUGCUCCGUCGGCGUACUUUCCAGAUUUGCCGUACCGUUCACAUAGCAAGUGCCUACAUCGUCAGGUUUCAAGUGGCCACUCGCAAAUGACGGAGCGCAGCCAUCGUCGGCGUUGUGUUAGUGUUGGACGUUUCGUUGUACUGUUGCGUGUUCUGCCAUCUUCUGCUGUCUCCACCAAUGUUCCUGACGGAUUGCUCAGAGAAUACGUGCUUGAACGAUCAAUAGUUUAUCAGCCGCUCUCGGGCUUGGCCAAAUGUGAACUUAGGUUUUGUCAUCAAAAUGUCGUGUGCCAUAUGACUGUUGUUCUUGUUGCGUUUCGCUUUGUCUCACCUGGAAGCCCGGCGACACAUCAGCUAGAUCGCUUAUCCCAAAGAGGCCGUCAUAUGAUUUAUUUGAUCAACAGCAUCUGCUCCUUUUCUCAAUCGGUUCGGUACGUGUAAGCUUGAUUAGAGGCAACAGCGGAGCGUUUCCUUUCUCAAGGUGCAUCAUCUUUUAUAUCUAGCUUGUACUUGAAUGUAAUAAAUACUUGUCAUCAGAA
This is a messenger RNA of Pollicipes pollicipes, 2037 nucleotides long. Its product is annotated as ephrin-B1. The coding region runs from base 144 to 1052 and encodes 302 amino acids. Gene Ontology annotation, molecular function: ephrin receptor binding. The record is from RefSeq and is a predicted model, not a curated record. NCBI's taxonomy places the organism in Eukaryota, Metazoa, Arthropoda, Thecostraca, Pollicipedomorpha, Pollicipedidae. Gene Ontology annotation, biological process: axon guidance; ephrin receptor signaling pathway. The transcript has 7 exons. Gene Ontology annotation, cellular component: plasma membrane.